Molecule: messenger RNA, 2055 nt
Organism: Saccostrea cuccullata (small rock oyster)
Lineage: Eukaryota; Metazoa; Mollusca; Bivalvia; Ostreida; Ostreidae
Product: glycylpeptide N-tetradecanoyltransferase 2-like
Exons: 13
Coding region: 29-1654 (541 amino acids)
Biological process (GO): N-terminal peptidyl-glycine N-myristoylation
Cellular component (GO): cytoplasm
Molecular function (GO): glycylpeptide N-tetradecanoyltransferase activity
Source: RefSeq, a predicted model, not a curated record
AUUUUCUCUGCUGAUUUUCAGCAGAAGCAUGGCGGACGUAGAUUCGCUACAUGAUUUAAGUUCAGAUCAAAACGAAGACCAGAGUGCGGUGGAUGCUGAUGUUGAAGAGGACGAGGUGUCAGAGAGGGGAGAGGACCCAGCAUCUAGGAAGAAACACAAAAAAUUUCAGAAGAAGAGAAGACAUAAAGACAUCGAGCGUUCCAGUGGGGAUUCGGUGACGGAAGACGACGAAAUUAACAAACCCGACCCCCUCCCCGUGAUUUCCAACGACAAAGAACAGCAACAGUCGGGCAUGGAGGCCGAUUAUGAGAGUCAGGACACGGGAACCAGACAAACCGCUCCUCAGGACAGCAAGAAGAAAGGGUCGGUCGGGGCGGAGGGCCCCAUCUCCUCUAAUGCUCCUGAGACAUCACUCUCAGGAUUACAGAAAAUUCAGAAAGCUGUAGAAUUAUUGUCUAUGUCCCAUGGUGCACCCAAAAGUAUGGAGGAAGCUACAAAGAAGAGAUACAAAUUCUGGGAGACACAGCCUGUGCCUGAAAUAAAUGAGAAGAUCCAGGACAUAAAUCAACCAAUAGAGGAGGAUAAACCGGUGGAGGAGAUCAGGACCGAGCCCUACAGUCUCCCCUCAGGAUUUGUCUGGGACACACUCGACCUUCUAGACCCACUCAUUUUAAAGGAACUUUACACUCUGUUGAAUGAGAAUUAUGUAGAGGAUGAUGACAAUAUGUUCCGAUUUGAUUACAGUCCAGAAUUUUUACAAUGGGCCCUGCAGCCCCCAGGUUGGUGUAAGGAGUGGCAUUGUGGGGUUAGAGUGGCUAAAAGUGCCAAACUGGUGGGUUUUAUUAGUGCUGUACCAGCUCUCAUCAAAAUGUAUGACAAGAAGAAGCACAUGGUAGAGAUUAAUUUUCUGUGUGUCCACAAAAAACUACGAUCAAAACGAGUGGCCCCAGUGUUGAUAAGGGAAAUAACUCGCAGGGUAAACCUCAAAGGACUGUUUCAGGCAGUGUACACAGCAGGAGUUGUCCUCCCUAAACCCGUAGCCUGUUGUAGAUACUGGCAUAGAUCUUUAAAUCCAAGAAAAUUGAUAGCUGUCAAGUUUUCACAUCUGACACGAAACAUGACAAUGCAAAGGACAUUGAAACUUUACAAGUUACCAGAGAAUCCAAAGACCCCUGGCUUCCGAAAGUUUACUCCGGCUGACGUCCCUGAAUCUUUUGAGUUAUUAAAAAAGUAUCUAGAAAAGUUUGACCUGUCUCCAACAUUUUCAAUUGAAGAAUUCCGCCAUUGGUUUAUCCCUAGGCCUGGAAUUGUUGACUCUUAUGUCGUUGAGAAGAACGGAAGCAUUACUGACUUUGUCAGUUUCUACACCCUCCCCUCCACCGUCAUGCACCACCCCCAAUACAAGAUGCUGAAAGCUGCCUACUCAUUUUACAAUGUCAGUAAUGUCACCCCCUGGGUAGAUCUGAUGCAGGAUGCACUCAUUGUUGCAAGAAAUAUGGAAUUUGAUGUCUUCAAUGCAUUAGACCUGAUGGAGAACAAAGAAUUUCUGGAGAAGCUGAAGUUUGGGAUCGGGGACGGAAAUCUUCAGUACUACCUGUAUAACUGGCGGUGUCCGCAGAUGCAACCACACCAGGUUGGUCUAGUACUUCACUGAGAGUUAUGUCCCCUAGAUUUAAUUUAUGAAGAUAUUAUUAACCUGCAUGUACAUAUGGCCUAUUGAAGAUGCCUUAAAACAUGUACAUCAUAACAAAGAAAAUGUCUGAGUGAGUGUGAUCUGGAUGUGUGGGUUGACUGCCUUUAGAGAACAGUUUACCAAAACCAGAGUGAACUUACAGUAAAUGGUAUAUUACCAUUAUGUGCCAAUGGAAGACAUGAAUUCCUGCAUCCUAUCAAGGAAAUGCUGAACACUCACCAACUUUCUUCAUUUAUUGCUAUAACUCUCUCAGUCUUCAGCCAUGGAUAUUACAUGAUGGUGAACAUACUGGGCUAUCUGUGCAUGUCAUUGACUAGAUAUUACGAAUUAUAUUGUUAAGGAAUAAAAUUGUAUGACUUUAA